Messenger RNA from Cryptomeria japonica (Japanese cedar), 1356 nucleotides. RefSeq lists its product as uncharacterized. NCBI's taxonomy places the organism in Eukaryota, Viridiplantae, Streptophyta, Pinopsida, Cupressales, Cupressaceae. Gene Ontology annotation, molecular function: nucleic acid binding. The transcript has 6 exons. Bases 1 to 1356 code for a protein of 451 amino acids. Gene Ontology annotation, biological process: DNA integration. The record is from RefSeq and is a predicted model, not a curated record.
AUGAUUGUAAAAAGAGUCAGGGAUACAGGGGUAGUUGAAGCUGCUAGCACGACCUUAGAGUCUGCUAAAUUCGGCAUGGCAGUGGUUGAAAAGGAGGCCAAGGAGAAAGUUAAUCUCCAGGUAAACUUAGAGGUAGUCCUAAAGGCUUAUAAUGAAGAAAAGCUUGAGAUAGCUUCUAAAGAUAGCACCAUUGCAGAGACAGAAAGUUACCUGAACCAUGUCCCUAUUCAAAUGAGGGAUAAACUUCAUAAAUUUGCUAUAAACAAUGCCAUAAGUGCAAAGAAACACCUGAAGUCUUUCGGUGACAUGAUUAAUGACUAUGUGAUUGCAAAUGAGGAUGUGAUUAUGAAAUUGUUUGUGCAAUCUUUAGUGGAAGAUGCCAGAGAUUGGUACAGAGGGUUACCUAUGGCCUAUAUCCUUAGAGAAAAAAACCCAGAUAGUUUAAGGGAUACUUUUAGAAUUGCAAUAAAUAUGGAAAGUAAUAGGAAAGCAUUAGGAAAAGUGGGAAGGAGAACUGAUGGCAGAUUGUGGCAAGAGAAAAAGUCACAACUAAAUAAAGGCUCUAAAGAAGAGGAUGAGAUUGAGAAAUUGAUGACUGUUGUGAAAGACCUUACCGCCAAGUGUGUUGUGGGGCAAGCUUUAAAUGAAUCUAUGAGGAGUGAGGGUGAACUGAGGUAUCAAAAUGAGGAUAAACCUGCAGUUAAUAUGUUUGAAACCAUUGCUGAAAGUGAUUAUGAGUCUUCACAAGAUGAAGCAAGUGAGUAUGAUGCAUUGAGCAACAGUGUAAAUUGCCACAGUAAGCCUUUUUCACUGUUCCCUUUCACUUCUUACCAUACAGUAGCAGUAGUUUUGCUUCAGAAGGAUGAUGAAGGGUAUGAACAUCCAAUUGCUUUCUAUAGUAAAUCCUUGCAAGUUGUUGAAUUAAAGUAUGAGAUUAUGGAAAAACAGGCAUAUGCUUUAGUCAAGGUUGUUAAAGCAUUUAGGCCUUAUCUUGUAAAUGCAAGAAUAAUUGCUUAUGUCCCACAUGCAGCUGUCAAGGACAUUCUAUCCCAAUCCGAGGUUACUAGUAAAAGGUCAGAGGAAUUCACAAAAUUUUGUGCAAGUUAUGGAAUUACUAUGUCAUAUUCCUCACCAUAUCACCCACAGGGCAAUGGCCAAGCACAAUCAAGUAAUAAAAGUCUCCUAAACAUCAUUAAGAAGAUUCUUAAACAAAAUAAGAGAUCUUGGGAUCAAAAGCUCAAGCUAGCUUUAUGGGCAGAUAGAUUUACUAUGAAGAAGGCCAUUGGUACAUCUCCAUUUGAACUGGUGUAUGGAAUACAGACCAGAGUACCUGUAAACAAUCUUCUCCCUGUAUAG